CCAGGCUCCCAGUCCUGCUGCAGCCAGGCUGCUCGCGCAAACAUGAGGCCCCUUAUCCUCCUCACCUUCGUUUCGCUGGUCCUUUCUCUUGCUAUUCCGAUCGACCACUCUGGCCUCCUGAACCCAAGCCCUUUUCUCCAGCAGCCCCUCUUUGAAAACACCCAGGCAAAUCCAGAAUCAGAACAGGCUUCGGGCCUCGAAAUCAAUCAUGGUACAUUCAUUCAAGCGGAUAAACCCCGCGUACAAUCCUCAGAUACCAGCCAAACCCACCCUUUGCACACGCAGGAAUCACUGUACGCUCUACUAGAUCGAUACUCGGACGAAUUAUAUGCAGCAGCACUACUUCUUCUUGUCCCAAUUGCAAUUGGGAUCGUUGAGCUUCUUGAAAAUCUCUCACGAUCCAUGGCCGUUGAAGAAUUUCCUGAGCGCGGAAGAGACAAACACCGGCUCGAGUCGCUGAAGGAAAGAGAGGAAUGGGUACUCAGACGAAAGGAACGAGAAUUGAAAAUCGAACGAUCAAGGUCAUGGUGGAGAUGCUCAAGACGUUGAGGGCUCUUCUUUUUUCUUGGAGUCAUGAAUAUGUUCAUUCUAUUCUAUUUUGUCGCAGCAUAACUUCGCGGCAAGGUAUAUAAUGAUACAAAAAGAAGGAAAACUAGUUCAAACGCUUGAUCUCCUCGACAACGGCGGAGGUUACUUCAACGGUUGUGGCCUUUCCACCGAGAUCGGCUGUCAGUACACCAGACUCGCAUACGCGCUCGACACAUUGCAUCAGCUUGUCGGCAGCAGUCUUCUCGCCGAGCCACUCGAGCAUCUCUGCAGCGGUCCAGAAUGUCGCGACCGGGUUGGCGACACCUUUACCCGUGAUGUCGAAGGCGGAUCCGUGGAUGGGUUCGAACAUACUGGGGUUCUGGCGGCUAGGGUCGAGGUUCGAUGUGGGCGCAAUACCGAUGGAGCCUGCAAGGGCAGCGGCAAGAUCGGAAAGAAUAUCGGCGUGCUAUGCCACACAAUUAGUAUCAUAUCAACUGAGACUAGAAG
This is a messenger RNA of Aspergillus versicolor CBS 583.65, 1035 nucleotides long. RefSeq lists its product as uncharacterized. The record is from RefSeq and is a predicted model, not a curated record. Lineage: Eukaryota; Fungi; Ascomycota; Eurotiomycetes; Eurotiales; Aspergillaceae. Bases 43 to 549 code for a protein of 168 amino acids. The transcript has a single exon.